CUACCGCAUUAGCUUCACUGUAAUUUCGAUGUUUUUCUCCGCCAUCAGUGUGUUGGAGCACCGGCGACAGACAUCCACGGUCCUCCCUGAUGUCUUUAGCCUACCCACGGUGCUCUUCGCGCGGACUUCGAGCGUCCACUCGGCGAUUCUGAAGGAAGUGGCGACCCCGGCUAACUGACACCCUGCCUCUCCUGCCGGCCUCUCUCCUCUGCCCCCCCACCCCCUGCCAUCAUCGGAUCUCUGUCGUGCCGGCGGUGGAUUGGACCGCUCUCAUCGGAGGCUUCGUGCGGGGGGUUUUCGGUCUGGCGCCGCCUCCCCCUGGGGCCGGCGUGCGCUCCCAGCAGCCCGUGGUGCCCUGCGCCCCGCCCUCCCCAUCGCUGCACACCAGAGCCCAUGCCCAGGGAGGAAGCGCGGUGCGUCCGCCUGGAGCCAUGUGCCUCCCUCAAACCAACAACAUGGACAACAAGCUACAGGGGACGGGGACAGGGGGAGGAGCUUCACUUCAAUCACAAUCAGGAGGCGUUCCUCUGGAGCCCUUCAUACAUCAGGUGGGGGGCCACUCCAGCAUGAUGCGUUACGAUGACCACACGGUUUGUAAGCCUCUGAUCAGCAGAGAGCAGCGCUUCUACGAGUCUCUGCCUCCUGAAAUGAAGGAGUUCACUCCGGAGUAUAAAGGGGUGGUGCUGGUGUGCUUUGAGGUGGGCACCGACGGCUACAUUAACCUGGUGGCGUACCCCUACGUGGACAACAUGGAGGUGGGGUCCGGGGAGCACGAGGACCGCGACCCYCAGGAGAGGGAGCAGCCCCGAAGGAAGCACUCGCGCCGCAGCCUCCACCGCUCCUCCUCUUCCUCCGAACACAAGGAGGAGCGGGCCGAGCGACGGGAGGCGCACGACACGGACCCCUCCGAUAGCCUCGCAGAGCUGAAGAGUCCCCGGCUGGACCCCAAGAUCCUGUCAGACGUCCCCUUCCAGAUGCUGGACUGGAACAGCGGUCUGACCUCGGAGAAGAUCAGCCACAACCCCUGGAGCCUCCGCUGCCACAAGCAGCAGCUCAGCCGCAUGAGGUCCGAAUCCAAGGACCGCAAACUCUUCAAGUUCCUGCUGCUGGAGAACGUGGUGCACCACUUCUCCUGCCCCUGCAUCCUGGACCUGAAGAUGGGCACCCGGCAGCACGGCGACGACGCCUCGGAGGAGAAGGCGGCCCGGCAGAUGAAGAAGUGCGAGCAGAGCACCUCGGCCACACUGGGAGUCAGAGUGUGUGGCAUGCAGGUGUACCAGCUCAGCACGGGUCACUACCUGUGCAGGAACAAGUACUACGGCCGCGGCCUGUCAACCGAAGGCUUCCGCCAGGCCCUCUACCAGUACUUGCACAACGGGAAGGGCCUGAGGCGGGACCUCUUUCAGCCCAUCCUGAACAAGUUGCGCAGCCUGAAGUCGGUGCUGGAGAGGCAGGCGUCCUACCGCUUCUACUCGUCCUCGCUGCUCAUCAUCUAUGAGGGGAAG
Molecule: messenger RNA, 1505 nt
Organism: Austrofundulus limnaeus
Lineage: Eukaryota; Metazoa; Chordata; Actinopteri; Cyprinodontiformes; Rivulidae
Gene: ip6k1
Product: inositol hexakisphosphate kinase 1
Biological process (GO): inositol phosphate biosynthetic process; phosphatidylinositol phosphate biosynthetic process
Cellular component (GO): cytoplasm; nucleus
Molecular function (GO): inositol hexakisphosphate kinase activity
Source: RefSeq, a predicted model, not a curated record